AAAGUAAGAAAAGGAAGGUAGAUGAUUUAUUGGAGCAGCCACCACAAGAGUGAAAAUUAUUCCAAAAAAGAUUAGCUUUAUAAUUUAUUGUUUGUCUUUCACUCAUGUGUGUAAUUAUUUUGGUUAUAUAAUUUCAAGUGAAACAUUUCAAGUGAAAAAAAAAUCGUUAUAUAAUUCCAAAAAUCAAAAUACUAAUUCACUCAUUUGAAGAAGAAGAAGAAGAAAUGAAAAAAAAAAAAAGUAAGAAAAGGAAGGUAGAUGAUUUAUUGGAGCAGCCAGCCAAAAGAGUGAAGAAGUGAGUCAGCUGAGCUGCAGAGAACAGAAGAAAAGAAACAAAAGAAAAGCAAUUCAAAAGAAGAAGCUAACACACACCUGACACCACACUCACACAGCUUCCAUAGAAAGUGAACAAGUUAUUUGGUGUUUUCUGAAAUCAAUAUAUCUUUUUUCUUCAAACUUUUGUUCUUUACUUAUCAUCCUCACAUCAUGGCUCGCUUAAUUCUCUUUCUCAUUUUUCUCACCUUCAUUACAUUAUCUUUCCUCUCAGAGGUUCAAUCAGCAUCGUUCAAGAUUGUUAACAGAUGCCGUUACACUAUAUGGCCAGGAUUACUCUCCGGCGCCACCUCGCCGCCGCUACCAACCACCGGAUUCACCCUCAAGAGUGGAAAAUCAAGGACUAUACAAAUCCCGAGAUCUUGGUCAGGUCGGUUAUGGGCAAGGUCUCUCUGCGGCCGAGACUCCGACGGAAAAUUCUCCUGCGUAACCGCCGACUGUGGUUCUGGAAAAGUUUCCUGUGCCGGAGGUGGUGCCAAACCUCCGGCAACAUUGGCGGAGUUCACCUUGAACGGAGCAGACGGGUUGGAUUUCUACGACGUGAGUAUGGUCGACGGUUAUAAUCUUCCGAUGCUGAUCGUGGCUCAAGGAGGGACUAGAGGUGGCUGCAGUGCAACCGGUUGUCUUGUGGAUCUUAACGGCGGUUGUCCGGCAGAUCUUAAGGUGGCGCGUGGUAAUGGGAGUGGUGGAAGUGUUGCUUGUAGAAGCGCGUGUGAAGCUUUUGGGGAUCCUCGUUAUUGUUGUAGUGAGGCGUACUCAACGCCUGACACGUGUGGUCCGUCUGUUUACUCGUUGUUUUUUAAGCAUGCUUGCCCACGCGCAUAUAGCUACGCGUAUGAUGAUAAGACCAGUACCUACACAUGUGCUUCUGCUAACUAUUUGAUAGUGUUUUGUCCUUUACCUUAUACAAGCCAAAAACUGUUGGGAGCAAGGAAAGAUGGGGCACCGCUUCCUCUUGUAAACACAACUAUGAUGUACUUCUCAAAAAAGCAUUCAGGCGGUUCAUCGUCAACAGGUCUGAUCCAAUCGCAGAUUAUAGCUUAUGUUGCAUCUAUCGCUGUGGCAUUUUUCCUGUCUUGCCCACAUAAUUAACACUAUUUAUGGCUAACUUUGUAUGUAUACUUUAGGCAGAAAGUAACACAAACACUAGCCUGUUCUUACUGUAAUCAUGUAUGCUUUCUGUACCAUGUGUAUUCUUGCUAUUUGACAAUGGAUGAAACUUAGGUCAAGUUGUUCAUGCAAUUGUUGAUCAUAUUCCACGCAUUCACGCAGCCAGCACAUUGAUGGUCGUUAGAUCGGGAUUAAAGGGUUCAGAUUUCAAUGCUGAUUUUGAUUCCUUUUAAAAUCUAAAACAUGGACUUGAAAUCUAGACUGUUUGAUCUCGAUCGAAUGGCUAUCAAUGAUGUGCUGAUUGCAUGAAUGUGUGGAAUUGUUGACUACAGUACAGGAAAAAGUGCUUCUACCUAUUUUUAAUGGUGAAUGACCAGCAUGACCUAAGCAACUUGACCUGAGCUUUAUCAUUUGAAAAUGUAAUAUUAAAUGGCUGCUGUGCUGAUUCUACUCAUCAUGCAGGACUUGAAAGAUAGCAUAUAGGAAGCACACUGUAAAUAUUGUUUCUAUGUUGUAUCUUUUUAAUAUACUUCAACUAUCACUAGUUGAACUCUGGCGGUUCUUCAAUUCUGCUUUUUAUCUUUUUAUCAAUGGAGGCAUUAUAAUUUUGUAAGUAUUUUUGUAGUCUAGAUUUUCCUAGUUAUGAUGGAACCUCAAUAUACAGCACAAACAUGAGUUUUAUGGAGUGAUGCUUCGUGCACAAUUUUUGGAUUCAACAUGCUCAAAAUUCAAAUGUAUAUUUGGUACCAUAUUAAAUUUAUAGGAAAAAGCUUUGAUUGA
Molecule: messenger RNA, 2223 nt
Organism: Trifolium pratense (red clover)
Lineage: Eukaryota; Viridiplantae; Streptophyta; Magnoliopsida; Fabales; Fabaceae
Product: thaumatin-like protein 1b
Exons: 3
Coding region: 487-1425 (312 amino acids)
Biological process (GO): defense response
Cellular component (GO): extracellular region
Source: RefSeq, a predicted model, not a curated record